Polistes canadensis is the source of this 1222-nucleotide messenger RNA. It is a transcript of the gene Chrac-14, whose product is annotated as DNA polymerase epsilon subunit 3. Gene Ontology annotation, biological process: leading strand elongation; heterochromatin formation; DNA damage response. The record is from RefSeq and is a predicted model, not a curated record. The coding region runs from base 217 to 597 and encodes 126 amino acids. Gene Ontology annotation, molecular function: protein heterodimerization activity; chromatin DNA binding. The transcript has 2 exons. Gene Ontology annotation, cellular component: epsilon DNA polymerase complex; CHRAC. NCBI's taxonomy places the organism in Eukaryota, Metazoa, Arthropoda, Insecta, Hymenoptera, Vespidae.
GUUCUAUUGAAUUCUCUUUAGUUUCGAUUUUAUGAUCGAAUUUUUGUGAUUGUUUACUAUAAUGGCUUUUAGAGAAAAACAGCGGGAAAAAAGUAAAGCAGUGCUUUAUGAAAUCUUAUUUUUUGUUAAAAGUAUACAAAUUUCAGAAGAAGUGCAUAUGUGCAGAAACACACAUCGUAACAUUAAAUAUUGAAGGCUUUAAUACAAAAUAAUCAAAUGGCUGAACGAUUAGAAGAUUUAAAUCUUCCAAAUGCAGUUGUUACUAGGAUUAUAAAGGAAGCUUUGCCCGAUGGAGUUACUAUAGGAAAAGAUGCGAGAACUGCUAUUGCUAAAGCUUCAUCAAUUUUUAUUUUAUAUUUAACGUCAUCAGCUAACAUAAUAGCUAAAAAAGCAAAUCAUAAAACUAUUAGCGGGGCAGAUGUUUUACAGGCAAUGGCAGAUAUAGAUUUUGAUCAGUUUGUAGAUCCUUUACAAGAAUCAUUAGAAAAUUUUAAAAGAACACAGAAAGAAAAGAAAGAUGCUACUAAAAAAAAACAGUCCAAGAAAGAGGAAGAUGAAGUAGUUGAAGACGAAGAUACUGGAAAAGAUAAUUUAUAACAUUGUUGAGAAAUAACGUUUUUGUAUAAAUAUUUCUUGAUAAUAUAAAGUCGACCGACAGAAGUGCAGUUUUUUUACAUUGUUUUAUAUUUAUUAUAACCACUAUAUAAUAAUUAUCAAAUAUAACUGUAUAAUGUUCGCUUUUUCAUAAAUGUAUUUAUUCUUUUAUCUUGCGAAGAUGGAUAAAAGUAUCACUUACAUUUUAUAAUAACAAUGAUUUUUGUAUAUAUUUUCUUUACUAUAUUUUUAUCAUGAUAAAUAUCAUUUUCUUUUUCGCAUACAGUUUAAUAGAUCAAUUUUGUACAUGACCAUUAUAUACAAGCAAAUCAUAUUCAAAUGUCAUAAGAAAUGUUUAUAAUUACUGUGAUGGUUGUUAAUUUUUUUUUUUGUUAUAAAAAUGUCAUAAAUGUUUGUUUAAAAAUAUUUUACUCUACAUUUCUCUUGACGUUACUAUUAGAUUAAAUAAUAUUUCGAAAUUAAUUUAGGUUGUUCUAGAUUUAAAUAUCUAAUAUCAUUAUUGGAAUAUGUAGAAGUAAAGUUAUAUUACUUUAAAAUUAUAUUUAAUAUAACAUUUACAAUUUUUGUAGUAGACUGAGAUGAUUAAUAAAAAUCUUAAUUUAUUUUA